Molecule: messenger RNA, 1603 nt
Organism: Wasmannia auropunctata (little fire ant)
Lineage: Eukaryota; Metazoa; Arthropoda; Insecta; Hymenoptera; Formicidae
Exons: 3
Coding region: 265-1596 (443 amino acids)
Source: RefSeq, a predicted model, not a curated record
AUAUUAUACAUAACGUAAAUAACAUAAAACUGUUAUAAAUAUAUCUUUAUGUUUGUCCAAAUUUUUAUAAACAACGUUUUAAAAAGCGUCAUAUUUGAACACUUAAACGGAUAAACGAAACGCCUUUUCAUUGGCCGCGAGAUCUAUGACGUCACCGCGACAAUAGCUCCGAGUUGCUCCUAGUCGACAGCUAGCAGUAAGAGAAACAGUCUGGCAUUAAAUAAUAUUGUUUUAAUUAAUAAAUAAGAUAUUAAGGUUAAAAAAAUGGUUGAUUCGGAUUUUGUGAAAGGUAAUUCGAAUAAUUUGCCAAAAGUGGAUAUGUUUAUGGUUUGCGAAUAUGUGAAAAACAGUGAUGACUUUAACGCUGCUGAGUUCCGCAAUGCAAAAGUUAACAUUUCUUCUCGGCAAAACUAUGGAGAUUCCGCAAUAGGUUAUGUUUGUCUAAAAAGAGAAAAUACUAUUUGCACUGUUAAAGCCAAAGUUUGCCCUGAACACAGAGUUCGAAAUAAAGCGUAUUCUGUAACUUUAACAGUAAAUGAAGAAACUGAAUCGAUAAUUAAUGUAGAAUGUCAUGACUGUGCUGCUUCAAGUGGUGGUUGCAAGCAUGCAAUAGCUUUUUUGAUGUGGACUCAUAGACGUUCUGAAGAGCCAUCUCCUACAGAUGUACAAUGUUAUUGGAAAAAACCUGUAUUAGCAAAAGUUGGAACAGCGAAACAAUUUAUUGAAGCAAAAGAUUUGUUAAAGACAUCUACUUCUGUAGAGCCAGGAAAUAUAUCAUCUGAUGAGCAUCCUUCUUUUCUGCAAACUAUCCUCCACAUCGCUAAAACGAAAAACUUAGAUAGCCAGCUGUCAAGGCACCACUAUGUUACAUCCGAAAGACAUAUAACUUUAAUAUCAUUACAUUUCCUAAUGAUUGAUUUUGUAAAAGAACGAAAAUCUUUAGCAGAUGAAUUUAUGUUAUUUGCUCAAUCACGAAUGUCAGAAGCUAUUUGUGAGGAAGUGAACAGACGUACCAUAGACCAAAGUGACAAUUCAUUGUGGUACGAAUUACGAUAUGGACGUAUAACAGCUUCAAAGUUAUAUGAAUGUGCUCAUUGCCAGACACCAGAUGGUACACUUGUCAAUGGAAUUAUCGGAGCAUCUAAGCUAUUUUAUUCGGCACAGAUGGAAAGAGGAAAACGCUUAGAAAAUGAAGUUUUACAUGUAUUACAAAACAAAACAGGACUGGAAUGUUACAAAUGUGGCCUUUUAUUAUCACCAAUGUUUCCGGUUCUUGGAGCCUCUCCUGAUGCAAUUGGAGAUAAUUUCAUUGUAGAAAUCAAAUGUCCAAGCUCGGAUAAAACUUUUAAAAAAUUCUUACCAAGUGAAGAUACCAUCAGCCAAAAAUGUAAAGCCCAAAUGCAAUUACAAAUGUUUAUGGCAAAAAGAAAAAAGGGUUUAUUUUGUGUCGCACAUCCAGACUUUGAAAGUAGUAAAAAUAUUACUUGUUUAUGGAUGGAUUUUGAUGAAAAAUAUACUGCGUCGAUUAUUGAGGAAGUCAUAUUAUUUUGGAAAAAUCACAUUUUUCCUAAACUCUUACAUUUUAUUAUAAAAUAAUAUUUUA